This is a messenger RNA of Helicoverpa zea (corn earworm), 354 nucleotides long. RefSeq names its product dolichyl-diphosphooligosaccharide--protein glycosyltransferase subunit 4. The record is from RefSeq and is a predicted model, not a curated record. NCBI's taxonomy places the organism in Eukaryota, Metazoa, Arthropoda, Insecta, Lepidoptera, Noctuidae. The transcript is spliced from 3 exons. The coding region runs from base 158 to 262 and encodes 34 amino acids. Gene Ontology annotation, cellular component: oligosaccharyltransferase complex.
UCAACUUGUUUUAUUAUAAUUUAUUUUAGUGCUCUGCUUUUUCAUUGAAUAUUUUUUAUCUGUGUGUCCGACUGACGUGUACUUGUUUUUAUUGCGGUGGCCGAAAUUCGUGCUAAUAUUUUAAUUAAUUCGCUGCAAAUAUCUACAAUCAGUCAUCAUGAUCACCGACAUCCAAUUGGCCGUGUUCUCCAACAUCCUGGGAGUCUCCAUUUUCUUACUAGUAAUCCUGUACCACUACAUUAAUGCUAACAGCACUAAGUGAAACAGGUAGAACCCAUCAUAUUGGCUAAAGCAAUGUUUUAAUUAUAUUCCAUCUAUGUAAUUUUAGGAUGUAAAUAAAUUAAGUACACUAUA